GAUGCGCCAAAGACGCACAAGAGGCUGGAAACUGAGCCAAAAAACUAAAAAAAGGCACGGUUUACUCUUUAAAUAGUUCCUGUGACUUAACUUGUUUUUUAUCUUAGUCGUCCAGCUGUAGAGGAGUUGUAGGAAGUGAAACUGUCGGGUUAGAAACUCAUUUAGAGUUCAGCCGCUCGCGUGUCGGACUGGAUCUAAACAUCCAAAGGAGCAGAUGACUGAAGAUGAGUUGGGCAGCUGGUACCCAGUGUGUAGCCAAGAGUGACUACAGGAAAGCCAAAGCUGGAGAGCUGGCCUACAGCAAAGGAGACAUCCUCACUAUCGUGGACUGCAGCACGAGGAAGAGGUAUUACAGAGCCAAACUCAACUCCACCGGAGAGGAGGGACUCAUAAACGCCACCAAUGUGCGAGAAAGAGAGGCUCUACGAGUCGACCCCAGCCUCAGCCUCAUGCCCUGGUUUCACGGGAAGAUCUCCGGCUCGGAGGCGGUGUGCGAGCUUCAGCCGGCCGAGGAUGGCCUGUUUCUGGUGCGGGAGAGCAUCCGCCAUCCCGGUGACUACGUCCUGUGCGUGAGCUUCUCUGGAGAGGUGAUCCAUUACCGAGUGAUUUACCAGGAUAACAAGCUGACCAUCGACAACAAGCAGUAUUUCUACAACCUGAUUGAUAUGAUAGAGUUUUACUCAAAAUACAAAGACUCCAUCGCUACAACACUGACAAAACCCAAGCAGAAACAAGGAACCAAGUCAGCUGAGCUGGAAUUAUCCAAAAUGGGAUGGCUGCUUGACAUAACAAAGCUUCACCUGGGGGGAAUCAUUGGAGAAGGGGAGUUUGGAGCUGUUUACGAGGGCGAGUACGUGGGCCAGAGGGUGGCGGUGAAGACCAUCAAGUGUGAUGUGACCGCUCAGGCUUUCCUGCAGGAGACGGCCGUCAUGACGAAGCUGCAGCACAAAAACUUGGUGAGGUUGUUGGGUGUCAUCCUUAAUAAGGGACUGCAUAUUGUCACAGAACUCAUGACAAAGGGAAACCUGGUGAACUUCCUGAGGACGAGAGGCCGUUCAGUCGUGAAUUCUGUUCAGCUGCUCAGGUUUUCUCUGGACGUGUGUGAAGGGAUGGAGUACCUGGAGUCAAAGAAGCUGGUCCACAGAGACCUGGCGGCUCGUAAUAUUCUGGUGUCGGACGAUAACUCUGCCAAGGUCAGCGACUUUGGACUGACCAAGGUGGCCUCCAAGGAAAGGGACAAAACCAAACUGCCCAUCAAGUGGACGGCGCCUGAAGCCCUGACCAAAGAGAAAUUCUCCACUAAAUCAGAUGUUUGGAGUUACGGAGUUCUCCUUUGGGAGAUCUUCUCGUACGGUCGCCAGCCUUACCCUAAAAUGUCUCUCAAGGACGUCCAGGCGAAGGUAGAGGGGGGGUACCGCAUGGAGGCUCCCGAGGACUGUCCCCCCAACGUCUACUCCCUCAUGAGGCUCUGCUGGGAGCAGGAGCCCCGCAAAAGACCCGGCUUCCCCAAACUGAAGGAAAAGCUGGAAAGGGAAAUGGGUAAACUGAGCCCGGGACUUGCAGCAAAGAGUCCAGAAAAGCUCAAGUCUUGAUCUGGGGCCUGUAAUCCGCAGGUGUUCUCAGGUGUCGUCACUUCCGGAAGCAAAGGUCUUGUGGGUUUAAGUCACAAAAACUUAUUUUUUUGUUGCACAUAUGUUUGAUUUGAUCAUUUUUGGAUGGAAAACCACAAAAAUCACAAUAUGAGGGUACAAAAGGCAGUUUGCUGAAAUGUACAUGCAGAACGGCACGGUUCUGACUCCCCACGCCGUGACUGAAGGGCCUGUGAGCAAACGCAGACCACACGCCCACCAUGGUGCCGUGUGCACACAGGUUAGAGCGCAAGACGUUUCCUGUACACACAAGUCCUUUCUUGUGUGCAUUUGCUUUCUUCCAUGUCUUUGUUUACAUAAGUGGAAACUUCAAAUGUCAAACUUUGAUGUUCAUUCUUGCUCUGAGUGAAUUAUCUUUUGUUUUUCACUCAGUUGUAAAUAGGAGCAACAAUCUCAGGUAUCUCUGAUUAUUUCUAUUUGGCUGAUAAGUUGGUAAAAAAGGACCAAACGCUGGUAUUUAUAAUCAACGCUCUGUGUGUUUGAUUUUUUUUUUUUUUUUUUUAACUUAUACAGUGCCAAGUGUAAACAGAAAUUAAUUGGAAAAACCUUUUGAAAGACGAAAGUGUUAUUUAUUUUUAGAUAAAACCGUAGCAUCCUUGUGCACAAGGCAACAAGUCGAGCACUUUUAUGCACCUGGAAACAUUUUUCUUUUAAUUUAUAUUUGAUAAAAAUGAAACUCUUCCACAUGUGUCAAAGUCGAGGCUCGGGGGCCGGAUCUGGCCCUCCAGAUCAUUUUAUUUUAUUGUUAUUAAUGACCCG
Messenger RNA from Oryzias melastigma (Indian medaka), 2408 nucleotides. RefSeq names its product megakaryocyte-associated tyrosine kinase (gene matk). Gene Ontology annotation, molecular function: protein binding; protein tyrosine kinase activity; ATP binding. Lineage: Eukaryota; Metazoa; Chordata; Actinopteri; Beloniformes; Adrianichthyidae. The record is from RefSeq and is a predicted model, not a curated record. The coding region runs from base 225 to 1592 and encodes 455 amino acids. Gene Ontology annotation, biological process: protein phosphorylation. The transcript has 12 exons.